This is a messenger RNA of Entrophospora candida, 278 nucleotides long. The record is from the annotation of a GenBank genome assembly. Lineage: Eukaryota; Fungi; Glomeromycota; Glomeromycetes; Entrophosporales; Entrophosporaceae.
AAUUAGUAAUUCGUCCACUACUACAAAGACCUUUAAUAGCAGCCUUCUCACCAAUCUUUUCGUCACAAUCACGUUAUUAUACUGGUAAAACUGAAGGAAACAUUCGUGCUGGUAAGACCGCUUUUUCAACGAAAGAAAAGGCUAUUGAAGAUCAAUGGAUUAAAACUCAUCUAUACGAAGAACUUAUGAAACAAAAGAAAAAAAUUGAUGAACUUGAAGGACAUAUUGACGAAAUUAAAAAACCUUAUUCUUUAUAUCAUAAUAUUUUUAAUAAUUGA